UUCUUCGUCACCUCUCUCUCUCUCUCUCUCUCUCUCUCUCUCAUGUGAUCAGUUGCUUAAUCUUUCUUCUUCCCUUCAUUUUGUGCUUUUUCUCUCCGUUUUCUCAGAUCCCAAACAGCAUAUCUUUGAAGUCACGACCUUAUUCUUGGCUUGGAUUCUCUGAUUUGCAGUGCUACGGGGAGUACGAGUGGUUUUUUUGCUUUCCGGAGGGCCAUGUGAGCUGUUUGAACUGGACCAUUGUGAUUGGUUUGCAGCUUCCAUAGGGUUGUUGGCUUUCUUGGUGUGCUCUAGAUGGGUAAAUGCAAGGGUUGUGGGAAAUUAGGACGAAUCCUACCAAGGGAUGGACCUGUGAGUGCCUACAGUUUUGCUCUUCUGUGUUCCCCUUUUGUUUCUGUUUGGGAUUGUGUUGUUCGUAGGAUGAGAUACUCCUCCUACAAACCUGAGUGGGUGUAGUCUUGGUGUUAUAACAGUAUACUAGUUCUCAAAACAAAAUUAGAAAUAUUUAGUGUUAAAGUUAAAUUAACUUAAAGGAAAAGGGAAGAAAAGAAAGCUAUAUAGGGAAAUGUAUACUUUUUAGAAAAAGUCACUGUUUCAAGCAAAAAUUUGAGCAGAGGAGUUUUUGUUUAGGCCUGCUUAGUUUUCAUGGAUCACAAGGCAUGUAAUAAAGUGCAACCAGUUGUGAGAAAACCAAAAAAGAAACAGGUAAAGGAUGAAUUGGAUCGCAUCAAACAGGCAGAGAAGAAAAAGAGGCGCUUGGAGAAAGCCCUGGCUACUUCUGCUGCCAUUCGUUCUGAAUUAGAAAAGAAGAAACAGAAAAAGAAGGAAGAACAGCAAAGGCUUGAUGAGGAGGGUGCUGCAAUUGCUGAGGCUGUUGCUCUGCAUGUUCUGCUUGGUGAAGACUCGGAUGGCUCAUGUAAGAUUGUGCUAAACAAGGAAGAGGAUUUCAACCACUGGGAAUGUGCUCAUAAUAUUGACCUAUUUAUGGGUGGGGGGAGAGCAUACCAUUCCCAUCAGGCUCCCACAAACUGCACAAGGUGGGUGUCUAAUACAUAUGCACCCGGGAGCAAGUGGGCUGACAUGGGAAACAAUGACUGGUCCUUUGCCUAUGGACCUUAUGGAAGGGAUCUACUACAUGCGCCAUAUUAUGAUGAUGGAGCUUGGGAUACUGCAGGACUUUCAGCUGGUGUAUUUGCAGCACAGGCUGUUUCAGCACUCCAGAUUACAGAUGAUGCUGAAGUAGACACAGUGGUUCUCAAUGGCAUGUUGAGAGGCUAGACAAGUGGUUCAGUUUUAUUGUGUUGUGCUUGGUGGUGUAUUUGUCAUAUUUCUAAAUAAUGCCACUGUAUAUAUUUGUCAUGAAUUUGUCGCUCAUGGCCCAUCAGAUUCUCCUGUUGUUUAUUUAGGAGGGAACAAUGUUACACUAUCUCAUUCAUGCUCUCUUUUUAAUCUUUUCAUUGUAAUGGCCUCUUUCUGGAAAGGCUCUUUUUCAUUUUUUAUUUCUGGGUUUCUUCCAAAUGUGAAGGAUUUUGAUGAUAUUGCUGAGGAAUUCUGUCU
Messenger RNA from Rubroshorea leprosula, 1554 nucleotides. NCBI's taxonomy places the organism in Eukaryota, Viridiplantae, Streptophyta, Magnoliopsida, Malvales, Dipterocarpaceae. The record is from the annotation of a GenBank genome assembly.